Messenger RNA from Paramacrobiotus metropolitanus, 3832 nucleotides. RefSeq names its product protein-methionine sulfoxide oxidase mical3a-like. Gene Ontology annotation, molecular function: FAD binding; protein binding. The coding region runs from base 497 to 3271 and encodes 924 amino acids. The record is from RefSeq and is a predicted model, not a curated record. NCBI's taxonomy places the organism in Eukaryota, Metazoa, Tardigrada, Eutardigrada, Parachela, Macrobiotidae. The transcript has 15 exons.
CGUUGGAAAUUUAAAAACUGGUUUUUAACGGCUUGACUGAACUUUAAAUCAUCUUUUCCAUUCUUCAUUCUUUCUUUCCAGGCACAUCUCAAUUUUCGAAAAGAUGCUUUUAUGUUUUAUCACUGUUUCAUGUUUGCUCUGAGGAAGCGUGCAGGCGCGUAAUAGCCAGCGUGAAAAACCGGAUUUUUUUGCCAGCAUCAGCAGCAACGCGCGGUGGUCUGCGCAGGAAGUGCAAAUAGGAUUUGCGGUGUGUGUUUUGGCAAGCGUCGGAUUGGCGUUGUUGUGCAUUAUGCGGAGGACCUCGAUUUUUGGAUGAUUUUGGAAUAAUUCGGAGCCGAAACAAGUCAAUAUUGACUGUCUGGAUUGGAAUGUUUCCUUGUCGGAUGUUUGGCAACGGAGAUUCUCGGCGUGAUUGGCGUUGUUAGGAAUGCCAGCCGUCAGAAAUUCUUGAUUUAUGAAUGAACGAGUUAUUUCGGCAGCCGAAGCGUGAUUCACGAUGAGUUGCCGUAUCCAGCAUGCCGGCCCGGCAGCCCUCCACGGCCACCACGGGCACACCACCGCCGCCCGGGCGCACAACGUCUCCAGCUUGUCAGCCGGCGAACAGGCCCGCGCCGAGAAGCUCUUCGAGGACUUUUGUGCCGCCGUUUCUUUGAAGCACAUUGUGGGAUAUUUCCAGCAGUUCUGCGAGUGCGUCAAGCUGCGGCCCAACGACUACCGGACCUUCUACGGGCGAUUGCGGGAGCGCAUGAGCUUCUCGUGGAAAUGGAAGCACUUCCAGAACAAACUCGACAAACGCGCCGCCCAGAAGGAAUACGGCAAGGGACAGAUUUGUUCCGGCAAUAAGGUUUUAAUUGUGGGCGCUGGACCGUGCGGCUUGCGAAUGGCCGUUGAAGCGGCGUUAUUGGGCGCCAAAGUCGUUGUUGUGGAAAAGCGCGACCGGUUUUCCCGCAAUAAUGUCCUGCAUUUGUGGCCGUUUGUGAUCACUGAUCUCCUCAAUUUGGGUGCCAAAAAAUUCUACCCGAAAUUCUGCAGCGGAAACGUCGAUCAUAUAAGUAUUCGGAUCCUACAGUGUAUUCUGCUGAAAAUGGCCCUGCUUUUGGGCGUGGAAUUCCACUACGGUGUAUCCUUCAUCAAUUACAUCGAACCGCCGGAAUACGACGGUGCCGAUUGCACGGGGUGGCGGGCCGAAGUCCAUCCGGCGGACCACACCGUGGCCAGUUACGAGUUCGACGUGCUGGUGGGCGCCGACGGACGGAGGAACACGCUGCAGGGAUUUCAGCGCAAAGUCUUUCGCGGGAUGCUGGCCAUUGCAAUAACAACUAAUUUCAUCAAUCGGAACACGGCGGAGGAGAACCGGGUGGAGGAGAUCAGCGGCGUGGCGCGCAUCUACAACCAACAGUUCUUCCGCGAUCUGUACAACGACUGCGGCAUCGAUCUGGAGAACAUCGUCUACUACCGCGACGCGACGCACUACUUCGUCAUGACGGCCAAGAAGGCCAGUCUCCUGGCCAAGGGCGUCCUCAGACAGGAUUUUAUGGAAGUUGAAAAGCUAUUGCAUCGCGACAACAUCGACAGACAAGCCCUCAACAACUACGCGCUGGAGGCCGCCAAAUUCUCCACCGGCAAUCGUCUUCCCGCUUACGAUUUCGCCAUUAAUCCGCACGGCGAUCCCGACGUGUCGGUGUUUGACUUUACCAACAUGUACGCGGCCGAGAACGCCUGUCGCAUUGUGGAACGCCGCGGACACCGGCUGAUGAUCAACCUCGUUGGUGACAGUCUCAUCGAGCCGUUUUGGCCGCUGGGCACCGGUUGCGCACACGGAUUUCUGGGCGUUUUGGAUGCGGCGUGGAUGUUGCGCUUCUGGGGAUUGGGAACGCGGACGCCGCUGCAGAUGAUUGUCGAGCGAGAGGCCAUUUACCGGAGUCUGUCCAGCAUCAAGGACGAACAUCUCCUGAAGAACUACUCCAAUUAUUCCAUCGAUCCCGUCUCGCGAUACGUCCAUAUUGAUAUAUCCAAGGCCAAGGUGUUCAUCGUGCGUCAUCUGCUGGACACGGACUGUCCGGAGAAAGUGGACAAGAGCGAGUUGCCGGACAACGGGCAGUGGAAGCGCACCGCCGUGACCGGGCACACGCCGAAGCGGCUGCGUCAGCGCCGGGACACCGUGUCGGAGUCGGUGCUGGUGGACUGGUGCGCCAAGGGGCUGGCCUCGCACGGCAUCAGCGUCGACUCGGUCGGACAGUUCUGGGCCACGCCCCUGCCCCUCUGCGCCUUGAUACACCACUUCCGGCCGGAGUUGUUAGAAAAUUAUUACACCUUGGACACGGCAGACGAAGAAACGACGUGGAAUCUAAUUUUGACCAUCUGCGAGAACCAGCUGGGCAUCGAAGUGCCUUUUACUGCGGCACAAAUCCUCCGCGAACGCGAGAACAUCGACCGGGAGGUGUUCGGCACGUUACUCCUGCAGUUCUACGACCUGUUCCGACGGGAAAUACCGGGCGAAUUCGUGGCCAGUGUCACCAUGGACGCCUCGCCCUCCCUGGAAGCUGACCUGCCCCGCCGCGCCCCCGCUUUCAGUCGGAAAACACCGAGCAGUCCAACGCCAGCGUCGCCGGUCAGCAGCAAACGACGGCACGUCACCGGUCAGGAGAUGUCCAAACGCCGUCGGCCUUCCAACAAAUCCGACCUGUCGCACGUUGCUUCUUCCUUAUCGCACAAACACUGCACCAGCAUGGACCAGAUCCAGGUGAACACGGGCGAGAAGAUCAAAUUCCUGGAGGCCGCCUUCAACCCGCUGCCCAGCCGAGCGCCGCCCGCCCAGUCCGGCGCCCACUGGAAGAGCAGCGACAAUCUGGCCGAGCGGAAGGAGGUCAUCGAGCAGAAGAUCCGCGGCAGCAGUCUCCACGAGUCGGUAUUAAUAGAGAGUAAAGAGAAGUUCCCAGCGAAGUUGGUGGAGGAAGUGCGGAGGGAGUUCCGGGACAAGGGAGCCAAGGGGCUGGAGGGGCGGUACCCGGCGGAACUGGUUAAAUUGGUGGUGUUUCAGGACAGGGAAAGGAAGAUGGUGCUGAAAUUAUCGGGUGACCACGGGCAGUCGAAAUUCGCCGCCAUCGACGAGCAGCUGGCGCGUGCCGACAGCCAACUGCGCGAUGGAUCGGCCUUGGCGCGCUCCCCUCGCGGUCACGGCGCGGUGUCGAGCAUGGCCGACGACUACCGCAGCGUCAUCAACAUCGCCCCGGUGGCACCCGGCCUCUCGCCGAAGAAGUCGCUCGUCUAAGACUAUUGCUUCACAGUUCAAAAUUUUUAUGCUGGAGUCAACUUCACAAUCACGGUACAAACCAACCAAGAUGCAGCGUUUGUACUGGGGGUUUCUGUCUUCGUGACAUCCCACUGCGAGCUCCGUGUAAAAUCCGUCUUCUCCACCUUGGCAGCCUCUGAUUCGUACCUUCCUUCUAUCAAUAGUUGGCUUUUUUGGAUAAUCAGGAUCAAACGCCUCUUCUAUGCAGUUCCCUGGGCAGUCCUUUUGGGAAUAACGAGAAAUAUUGACUGCCUCCCUUUCGGCGCCGCAUACGUACCUCUGAGGCUCACUGUAACUGCCUUCAGUGCAGGAAUAACAUUUGAUUGCACAAACAGCGGACAUUGACACAAGCAAGAAAUGCCCCAAAACCAAUAAGAUAUGCAUGUUUUACCGAUACUCACUUUACUACGCAUUAGUGGGUCGUCAUGUAUCAAGCCAAUAUUCAUCCGUGCUCGGCUUGUAAAUACUUACUCAUGUCAGUUUGCAAGUGGUUUGUGUCAGAAGUUAGAAUAACCUGGAUACAAAGCAAACCCAAAAACG